Messenger RNA from Sphaeramia orbicularis (orbiculate cardinalfish), 2093 nucleotides. RefSeq lists its product as uncharacterized. NCBI's taxonomy places the organism in Eukaryota, Metazoa, Chordata, Actinopteri, Kurtiformes, Apogonidae. The record is from RefSeq and is a predicted model, not a curated record. The transcript has 12 exons. Bases 30 to 1355 code for a protein of 441 amino acids.
GUGGGUCAAAUGAAGUGGGGAGUCUGGAGAUGAUGUGGUCCUUUACCAGCCUCUGGAAGCAUUUCAUCAUGAUGGGGAUGUUUGCAGCCAAAACUCAAGCUCUGAUGAAAAAACUGGGCGCUGAAGGAGACCUCAUCUACAAUAAAAACGUCAAGGCGAAGGUGCCGAUACUGACCCUGGUCAAAGUCAAAGAGAGGAUCUUGUGGCCAGUGAUCAAGUACACUUUGGUCGACCAAUCACUGCUCGACCUGCUGGAGGAGGCGGAGUUCACACCAGAGUACAAAGAGAGCAUUCUGGCAGAGAACGUCUGCAUGAGCCAAUUCAUAUCCGGCAGCGGAGAGGCGGGGCUUAAAGCUCCUGAAGGGGCGGCAAACCUUCAUGUGUCAGGUGACACUGUGGACGCAGCGUCCACAUUCACCCUGAAGAUGAAGACAGUGGACAUCAACAAACUGAGGACGAGCUGCAAUGGCAGGAAACUGAAGCAGAAGAUGGUGGACAUGCUGAGACUGAAGGAAUCAGAGAAGCUGAAGUUUGUCUAUCAGACUGUCUUCAACGUUGCCCCGGUGACAUUUGUCAGAGGAGAAGGAACUAAGGGCUCCAUGAUGGCAGGAUGCUCCUUCUUCACAAAAUUGCAAAUGACAGUCAGUAAAAAAGAGAAGAUGAGCUUCACCAUCCCUGCAGACUCCACCUUUGCCUACAGCCUGAUGGAGAUAACAACAGAUGGAGGCACGUUGGGAAUCCCACCCAGAACCAUGAAGGUGCGGAUGUACAACACAGAAUGGUGGUGCCUCAGCUCUGACAGCGUUGGAGACUCUCUGGAGACAGCGGUACAAGAGAUCCAGAACAAGGAGCGUUUCCUUCAGCCUCUGUCAGGUCUGAAAGAGUCGACUCGUCGGGAUCUGAUGAACAAACUGAGACAGAUUAAGGACGAUGAAAACGCUCUGACUCAGCUGGAGGACACGUUGGAUCAGAACAGUUCAGGUUCAGAUUUUCUUCAGUCCGAGCUCUCAUCAGAUCAGAGGAACGCCGUCCAGUUCCUCAUCAGCGCCAUCAACACCCUCCCCCUCGGUGCAGCUCCUCUUCUGAUUGGCUCUGACCCUAUUGCUCUGACCGUCCUCCGACAGCUGGUGAGAGGUCUGAUGGUCCGUCAGGUGACCCUCCCUGAGGCUCCGCCCCCCUCCCUGAAGGAGGAAGGAGAGCUGCGCUGGGCGGCCGAACUCCUCUGCUCCACCAAUCAGACGCUGAGCCAGCUGAGCGAGCAGUGGGCGGAGCCAGACACGCCUCCAGAAGUGCUGCUGGAGGUGCUGAGCCUCACUGUGAUUGGACUGGAUCUGAUGAUGUCAUCACGCUGUUAAAGAACAGAAGAUGCAGAAUCAGGAGGAAAAACAGGAACCAGGUCUGAGUGGACGAACCCAAAGCCAGGGUCACAUGACCCCCUGGCUCCAGAGGGGUCACAUGACCCCCUGGCUCCAGCGGGGUCACAUGACCCCCUGGCUCCAGAGGGGUCACAUGACCCCCUGGCUCCAGAGGGGUCACAUGACCCCCUGGCUCCAGCUGAUGGUGGAUCCACUUUGAAAACCUGCAGAUGAAUCCACUCCUGGUCUCAUUAUCAGUGGAUCCAGUCCAUCAGUUUGAAUCAUUUACUUCAGUUUUUUGGUCUUUUUUGGCUCAUGUUGAUUGAUUAGUUUAUUUUUGGUGAUUUUUUUAAUAUGUUUUUUUAAUAACAGUCUUUAUUUUGUUGAUGAUUUUCUUCAUUUUUCCUUAUUUUUGUUUAUUUUUGUGGAUUUUUCCAAUAACUUUGGUUUAUUUUUGGUCAUUUCCGUGUGUGUGUGGGGGGGUGUCAGUUUUUUGUGAUCUUUUUCCAUUUUGGUGAAAUGUAUGUUUUCCUUUUAAAAAUUCAUUUUCCUGAUGUUUUGCUCUUUUUUCCCAUUUUUGUUCAUUUUAGAUCAUUUUGUUGAUGGUUAAUUUUCUUGUCAGUUGUUUAUUCUCUCUGAUGCUUUGGUUGGUUUUUAUUGAUUUUUUUCCGAUGACUUAUUUUUGGUCAUUUUUAUUAUGUUUUUGUGGGGGUUUUAUGUUUUUGUGUGUAUUUUUGA